Messenger RNA from Paramecium pentaurelia, 784 nucleotides. Lineage: Eukaryota; Ciliophora; Oligohymenophorea; Peniculida; Parameciidae. The record is from the annotation of a GenBank genome assembly.
AAUGGAUAAUUAUUUCACAAUCAUAAGUUUAUUAGGACUUAGAAAUUAGAAUCUACCUCCAUUUAGGUUAGUAUUAAUUUUAAAUAUAAUAGAGAAGCUCGUUUGAAGAGAUAUAGAUCAAUUAAGAAAAUGGUUGAAUUAAUUGAGACAGCUGGUUGGACUUAGCCAAAAAUACCAUUCAAUGCCUUUUGUUUGAGUUCUCAAGAUCGUAAAAAUACAAAUUUGAAUAUUUAUUUUAGCCGAAUGGGAAGAUGAUAUGACUUAUCCAGUUAUAGAGUAUAAUAAAUUUGGGUAUUAAGCUGUUGCUUUUGGAAUCAAUUUAGUAAAUAUUAUUUUUAAGAUUUAUCAUAGUUCCUAUAUGCAUAUAAUUAUAAUGUAAUAACACAAAACAUCAGAUUCAGAACUUUUAGAUAUUUAUUCCCUGUUGUUUAAUGUGUUAUUUUUGGUAAAAUAUAUUUUGAAUAUAAAUCUGAAUUAACAAAAGUUAAUUUGUUUGAUGAAUAUGUUCAAUUAAGAGCAUAAGAAUUAGUAAAAGAGAAUGAAUUUCUUUUGGAACAUGAAGGUAAGUAUGCAUUUAUGAUUUUAUUAUAGAUAUCAAGAGAUUUGUUUGGUGGUAUGAAGAUUACAAAGAGACUUUAUGCAGAGUCCAUAGAUAAGCUAAUGAUCAUGCAGCAACUGACUUCAAAGACUCUGAAUUGAUAUUAUAAGACUUUAUUCGCAGAUAUACAAAUCCAAAUUCAGCAAGACCACUCAAUAUUUAAGAGAAAGGAGUUUUAUUCUGAAA